UCCUCGCUCCUCACUCUCUCUCUCUAGCUUUCUCUCUCUUCUGGUUCGAGGCCACCGCCGAUCGCUCUACCGGCGACCGCCGUUCCCCACCGGUUCCUAGAUCCCGAGGCUCCUCUCCCCGCCGGCGUCCUCGCUCGGGUCCCGGAUCUUCCGCGCCGCGCCUCGCCUCCGAUCCCGGAAUCUCGGGCGCGUGAGGAUGCUCGACGAUUGGCUGGGGGCUCGCCGGGGGUACCAGAUCCGGCGGGCGAUGCGGCACGGCAAGGUGACGGUGCUCUGCCUCCUGAUGACCGUCGUCGUCCUGCGCGGCACCAUCGGCGCCGGCAGGUUCGGCACCCCGGAGCAGGACUUCCACGACCUCCGCGACCACUUCUACUCGCGGAAGCGCGUGGAGCCCCACCGCGUCCUCGAGGAGGUCUCCACCGAGUCGGGCCGGUCGGCGUCCGCCCAGUCCGAGUCGACUCAGUCCUCCUCGUCCUCGUCCUCGAACAGCUACGAGACGUUCGACAUAUCGAAGAUCCUCGUCGACGAAGGCGAGGAGGAGAAGCGGGAUCCGAGCAAGCCGUACAGCCUCGGCCCGAGGAUAUCCGAUUGGGACGAGCAGCGGGCUGAGUGGCUGAGGAACAAUCCCGAUUUUCCCAAUUUCAUCCGGCCGAACAAGCCUAGGGUUCUGCUCGUCACAGGUUCGUCCCCGAAGCCGUGCGAGAACCCGGUCGGUGAUCAUUACUUGCUGAAAGCGAUCAAGAAUAAGAUAGAUUAUUGUAGGGUGCACGGCAUUGAGAUCUUUUACAAUAUGGCGCUCUUAGAUGCUGAGAUGGCUGGGUUCUGGGCCAAAUUGCCUUUGAUUAGGAAGCUGCUGUUGUCGCAUCCGGAGAUCGAGUUCUUGUGGUGGAUGGACAGUGAUGCUAUGUUCACUGAUAUGGCGUUCGAGGUGCCGUGGGAGAGGUAUAAGGACUCUAAUUUCGUGUUGCAUGGUUGGAAUGAGAUGGUGUAUGAUCAGAAGAACUGGAUUGGGUUGAAUACUGGUAGCUUCUUGCUUAGGAAUUGUCAGUGGUCCCUGGACCUUCUCGAUGUUUGGGCACCAAUGGGUCCUAAGGGGAAGAUUAGGGAAGAGGCAGGGAAGAUUCUGACUAGGGAGCUUAAGGAUAGGCCGGUUUUCGAAGCCGACGAUCAGUCUGCAAUGGUGUAUCUGCUCGCGACCCAGAGAGAUAGGUGGGGCGAAAAGGUGUACUUGGAGAGCGCUUACUAUUUGCACGGUUAUUGGGGGAUUUUGGUGGAUAGAUAUGAGGAGAUGAUCGAGAACUAUCAUCCUGGCCUGGGCGAUCACCGGUGGCCCCUCGUGACUCACUUUGUCGGGUGCAAGCCGUGUGGUAAGUUUGGUGACUACCCGGUCGAGAGGUGCUUGAAGCAGAUGGAUCGCGCGUUUAACUUUGGUGAUAACCAGAUUUUGCAAAUGUAUGGCUUCACGCAUAAAUCGCUUGCUAGCAGGAGAGUUAAGAGGAUUAGAAAUGAGACCGGCAAUCCACUUGAAGUGAAAGACGAGCUCGGAUUGCUUCACCCUGCAUUCAAAGCAGUUAAGGCUUCUGCAUCUUGAUGGCUUCCGGACGUGAUGCUUAGAUUUAAUUGAUUUCAUCAUUUAUUAUUCAGUUGAUGUUCUUUUUUGUCAGCUCGAGUUCUAAGAUACUCUAUACAAGUCAACUUGUAUGUUGUUAUAAAUCUCCUGUGAUAGCUCUCCCGAUCGUAUUCCUUGUACUUGAUCUUGUACUGAUUCUUCCAUAGUGAAUAUAGUCUUCAUAGUUUAUGUUUCCAA
Syzygium oleosum is the source of this 1807-nucleotide messenger RNA. Its product is annotated as xyloglucan 6-xylosyltransferase 2-like. The coding region runs from base 197 to 1591 and encodes 464 amino acids. Lineage: Eukaryota; Viridiplantae; Streptophyta; Magnoliopsida; Myrtales; Myrtaceae. Gene Ontology annotation, biological process: xyloglucan biosynthetic process. The transcript has a single exon. Gene Ontology annotation, molecular function: xyloglucan 6-xylosyltransferase activity; hexosyltransferase activity; UDP-xylosyltransferase activity. Gene Ontology annotation, cellular component: membrane; endosome; trans-Golgi network. The record is from RefSeq and is a predicted model, not a curated record.